GACGCGCCAUGGCAGCAUCCAAAGGGGACAGCCGCGCUGAAGCGCGGCUGUUAUGGAUACACAGCCACGCGUGCGCCGUCGUCACGCGGACGGCUGUACGCCGUGCCAUGAAUGAGGGCGCGCCGUCGCCGUCGCAACGCAGCUGAGUGACGUCCUGGCAGAUAGAACAAACCAGGUGUGAGCACUGUCUUUCCAAAGUUACACUGAAGCCGUUGGAGGAAAGGUCGGACCUCAGGCCUUCCCGCGGCACCAACUACUGACGGCGGAUUUGCUCACAGAUCCUUCACAGCUGUUUCAAAGAACCAUUCUGUGAUUCUAUGAUCUUCCAGGACCCUUCCAAGCCACACCAUCCUGUGGUUCUAUCAUCUUCCAGGACUCUUCCAACACAAACCAUUCUAUGGUUCUGUGAUCACUAAGGAACCUCCCAAGCCACGCCGUCCUGCAGUUCUAUGAUCUUCCAGGACCCUCCUGUGCGGGUGAUGUCACAAUGAUGUGAUGACCUCACAGAGGCCCUGGGGUGGGGCAGGGGCAGUGGGUCAGCGCGGAACCUGCUGGCCCCAUUCUGCGGUUGGUUCUGGUCCAGCGAGGAGCUGUGCGAGUGGUGCAGUAAUGCGGGUUCAGUUUGGCAGCGGAAUAAUAGCACAGCAGCGUGUGAAGCUGGUGCAGAAGUUGCUGCAGGCUCAGGAGUGGGCCGAUGAGAAGCGCAAGGCCAAGGCCAGGAGAUCCUUGCUGAAGGUGAGCACUUGCAGCGGCAUGGGGCUGGUGUGUGUGUGCAGGCACAGCAGUACUGCUGUGGGGCGUGUGGUUAGAGAAGUCCCCUCGUGUGGGUCUGCAGCUCCAGCUCUGUGGGUGCUAGCUGCCGUGAUGGAGGAGGCAGGAGGGGAUGGCGGCAUGGAGCUGCCAUCAGAUGAACCUCCGUGGGAGUGCUGCUGCCCUGAUGGCUGCUCCUCUUCUUCUUUCCCACAGGAUGCCCAGAAAUUACGGGCAGAAAGAACAGCUGCCAGGAAAGAGAAGCUGAAGCAGGUAGGAUGGAGCGCGGGCUCGUCCUCAGAGCUCAGCGCCCUCACAGCUUUGGCUCUGUGGGAGGACCUCGGUCCCCGUCCCUCGGGUCCAUGGGGCCCAGCUCAGCCGCCCCACAUGGCACACCCUUUGUCUUUGCAGGAGAAGCAUCUCGUUGCCCAGCUGGAAGAGCAGCUGCAGGCUGAGACAGAGGCGAUCGAGGUGCUGCGCCUGCAAGAGGAGCGGGAGAAGCUGGAGCUGGAGGGUGCCUGGCAGCAGCAUCAGCUGGAGCUGGAGGCAGCCCACGUGCCUGGGGCUGUGCUGCCGGAGCUGGUGGAGGCAGAGCUGGAGAAGAAGGAGCGGGCGAGGAGACGUGGGCUCGCCUUCUGGAUGAAGACAAUCUGCCUCAUCUUCGUCAGCCUCCUGCUGCUGCUCGUUGCCGUGCUGGGCUCUGCAGUGCUGUACGCCCAGCACUAUGACCAGGAGCUGUUGUAUCGGCUCCUGCUGCGAGUGCUGCCCCAGGCAAUGUACGCUUCCCCGGCGUACUUUGCGAGCAGGAGCCUGCGUGUGGUCUGUGAUGGGCUGCUGCCCAUCUGACCACCCCUCUCAGUCCCCCCUCCCAGCUCGGGGCUGCGCAGUGGUGGGGCGCGGGGAGAGGGCUCUGUCCCCACGGAAGGGGCCUCUCCUGUGCUCCUGCCCCCAGGGGCGCACCGGCAGAGCUGUGGGGCAGUGCCGGCAGGCGGCUGAGUGCCACCACUUUGGACUUACAAAUAAGUUUGUUCUGUCGUCGUCAACUGAACACCACCACCUCCGACGACCCAUCAGACUGAAGAUGUGCACCUGACGCCAGGACGUGGCUUCUUGGAUUCUUUGAGACUUCGUAGCAGCCAUUUCCUUCAGCUGGUUACCUGUAAGGCUUAUGAAUUGUAAUUAGCCCAUUAGGCAAUGUUACCUCCAGUGGGCUGUUGUCAGUUGUUAAGAAUGCUGUCAAUAAAUGGAUGUGUAUUAA
Messenger RNA from Gallus gallus (chicken), 2008 nucleotides. RefSeq names its product trichohyalin-like. Lineage: Eukaryota; Metazoa; Chordata; Aves; Galliformes; Phasianidae. The transcript has 6 exons. The coding region runs from base 496 to 1596 and encodes 366 amino acids. The record is from RefSeq and is a predicted model, not a curated record.